AUGCCAAGUGCAGCAAUAAUUGAUUCAUUUGUAACUGAUUAUCAACGUUCAUCAUUACUUAUUCCAUCAUUUAAUAAUGAAUUUUCAUUACAAUUUCAACAACAACAACAACAACAACAAAUAGCCGAUUCACUUGGUAAAAAAAGUCAAAAUAUGACCGAAUGUGUACCGGUGCCAAGUUCGGAACAUGUCGCCGAAAUUGUUGGUAGACAAGGUUGUAAAAUAAAAGCAUUACGUGCUAAAACAAAUACAUAUAUUAAAACACCCGUUCGUGGUGAUGAACCUGUUUUUAUUAUAACUGGUCGAAAAGAAGAUGUUCAUAUAGCAAAAAAAGAAAUUCUAUCAGCUGCUGAACAUUUUUCACAAAUACGAGCUGCUCGUAAACAACAAAGUAGUACGAGUAGUUCAUCGAAUAGUAGUACAAGUAGUGGAAGUAAUACAAAUUUACAUAUAAAUAAUUUAAUAUUACCAAGUCAACAAACAACAAUACAAGUUCGUGUACCAUAUCGUGUUGUUGGUUUAGUUGUUGGACCUAAAGGUGCAACUAUAAAACGUAUACAACAAACAACAAAUACAUAUAUAAUAACACCAGGUCGUGAUAAAGAACCUGUUUUUGAAAUAGCUGGUUUACCGGAAAAUGUUGAAGCUGCACGUUUGGAAAUUGAAAGUCAUAUUGCUGCACGUACAGGACAAACAUCAUCAUCAGGUCAUCAAUCACCUGUUGAAGAUAAUAAUGAUGAUAUAAAAUGGAUGAAAACAAAAUUUACUCAUCAUCUAUCACUUCCAUUUAAUAAUAAUACAAUUGAUGAUAAUAAUAAACAUAUUCCAUUACGUACGGUAUCUCAAUCAUCUUAUUUUCCAUUAGAAGAUAAUUCAUUAAUGAAUCAAUCAUUCGAUUUUGGUUCAUCAUUUGAUUUAAUUAAUGAACAAACAUCGGAUAAUAAUAAUAAUAUUAAUAAUAAUAAUAAUAAUAAUAAUACAAUAUUUGAUUCAGUUUGGUCAAAUUUUAGUCUUUUAUCAUUGAAAACAUCAUGA
Molecule: messenger RNA, 1035 nt
Organism: Rotaria sp. Silwood2
Lineage: Eukaryota; Metazoa; Rotifera; Eurotatoria; Philodinida; Philodinidae
Source: the annotation of a GenBank genome assembly